AUGGAACGCGAUGAAUGCAAGGAGCGCAAUGAAUUCAAGGCACGCAAUGAAUGCAAUGAACGCAAUGAGCGCAAAGAACGCAGGAAACGCAAUGAAUUUAAGGAGCGCAAUGAAGAACGCAAUGAAUGGAGGGAACCCAGUAAAUGUGAGGAACGCAAUGCAUGCAAGGAACGCAAGGAAAGCAAUGAAUGCAAGGAGCGCAAUGAAGGCACGGAACGCAAUAAACACAAGGAACGCAAUAAACGCAAGGAAAGCAAUGAAUGUAAGGAACGCACUAAACGAAAGAAACGCUAUGAGUGCGUGAAACGCAAUGAAUGCAAGGAACGCAAUAAAUUCGAGGAACGCAAUGAAUGCACGGAACUCGAUGAAUGCAAGGAAUGCAACGAGCGUGCGGAGCGCAAUAAAUGCAAGGGAACGCAACGAAUGCAAAUAACGCAAUGA
Messenger RNA from Topomyia yanbarensis, 441 nucleotides. Its product is annotated as nucleolar protein 58-like. Bases 1 to 441 code for a protein of 146 amino acids. Lineage: Eukaryota; Metazoa; Arthropoda; Insecta; Diptera; Culicidae. The record is from RefSeq and is a predicted model, not a curated record. The transcript is spliced from 2 exons.